UCUGAGGACCCACUCAUUUCCUGCCCUGCACCCUCUUGGCUUUGCUCCCACCCCACCAGCACCGGCAAGAGGACCAGGGAGGGGACACACCAGGGUGACACGGGGGGACACCAACACCUCUCCCCACACCCUGAGCCCCAGCCUCUUUCCACCUCGUGCCUUUCUGCCCGCACAUCCCUGGGCUAUGUCACACCCUUCCCCAGGCUCCCACCCGCGGCUGGAGGACUCCGCACCCCGCAUCGUGGAGCACCCCUCGGACCUGCUGGUGUCCAGGGGUGAGCCGGCCACACUGAGCUGCAGGGCAGAGGGCCGCCCGUCGCCCACCGUGGAGUGGUACAAGGACGGUGAGCGCGUGGAGACGGACCACGAGGACCCCCGCUCCCACCGCAUGCUGCUGCCCAGCGGCUCCCUCUUCUUCCUCCGCAUUGUGCAUGGCCGCCGCAGCAAGCCUGACGAGGGCAUCUACGUCUGCGUGGCCAGGAAUUACCUGGGUGAAGCCACCAGCAGGAACGCCUCGCUGGAGGUGGCUGUGCUGCGGGAUGAUUUCCGGCAGUCCCCUGGGGAUGUGGUGGUGGCAGCAGGUGAGCCGGCUGUGCUGGAGUGCGUCCCGCCCCGCGGGCACCCCGAGCCCACCGUCACCUGGAAGAAGGAUGGCACCCGGCUCAGCGACAAGGAUGAGCGCAUUACGAUCCGCGGUGGGAAGCUGAUGAUGGCCACCACGCGCAAAAGCGACGCCGGCAUUUACGUCUGUGUGGCCACCAACAUGGUGGGGGAGCGGGACAGCGAGCCGGCCGAGCUGGUGGUCUUUGAGCGCCCCGCGUUCGGCAGACGGCCACAGAACCAGGCGGUGCUGGAGGACCAGGCGGCCGAGUUCCCUUGCGAAGCACUGGGGGACCCCCCGCCCACCGCCCGCUGGCGCAGAGAGGAUGGUGAGCUGCCGGCGGGAAGGUGGGAGCUGCUGGCUGACAACACGCUGAGGAUCAGUCGGGUGCGGGCAGAGGAUGAGGGAACCUACACCUGCAUGGCCGAGAACAGCGUGGGCAGGUCGGAGGCCUCGGGCACCCUCAUUGUGCGCGUGCCCCCACAGCUCAUCACCCGGCCCCGCAACCAGACUGUGCCCCCCGGCCAGAGUGUGACCUUCCAGUGCGAGACCACAGGAAAUCCUCCGCCGGCCGUGUUUUGGCAGAAGGAAGGCAGCCAGGUCCGUCCCCUCCCCACCUCCGCCCCCACAGCACCCCACCGUGCACCAAAGCCUUCUGCCUCCCCCUCUGCCCAGACACUGCUGUUCCCUGGGCAGUCCCCGCCAGCUGCCGGCCGCAUUUCGGUAGCAUCCAGCGGCGCCAUGACCAUCGCCACCGUGCAGCCCACCGACGCCGGCUAUUACCUGUGCCAAGCCAUCAGCGUGGCUGGCAGCGUCCUGGCCAAAGCGCUGCUGGAGGUGGAGGCUGCGCCCGCUCAGCCCCGACCGCCAGUGAUCCGCUGGGGCCCUGCCAACCUGACGGUGCUGCCGGUGGGGGCUACGGCGCAGCUGCCCUGCUGGGCAGAGGGUGAGCCCUCACCCCAUGUGGGGUGGCUGAAGGAUGGGCGCACCGUGCUGGGCUCUGAGAGCCGCGCCAGCCUGCUGGAGAAUGGCACUCUGCUGAUCAGCAACAUGCGGGUGACAGACUCAGGCCAGUAUGAGUGUGUGGCCACCAGUUCGAUGGGUGAGAUGCGCUGGAGCGGGUCCCUGCAGGUGCAAGGUGAUGGAUCUCUCCUCUCGCCACCAUCCCCAGAGCCCGGCAUCCUUCCAGGGCCACCCUCCACCCCACUGGUCACCAAUAUCACCAAAAGCAGUGUCACCCUAACCUGGAAAGGGAAUGAGCAAAGCGGUGGCACUGCAGUCACCUACAUUGUGGAAGCUUUCAGUGAGGCCAUGGGCGGCCCGUGGCAGACAGUGGCAGCCAAUGUGGAGGGUGAGACACACACCGUGCAGGGCCUCGUCCCCGACACCGUGUACCUCUUCCUGGUGCGGGCACUCAACGCCCAUGGGCUCAGCGACCCCAGCGGCAUCUCAGAGCCCAUCCGCACCCAAGCAGACACCAGCCCCACGCCACAGGUGUCUCCAGAGCUGGCACGUGUGGCCGUGCACCUGCAGGAGCCCGUGGUGCUGCCGCCGGGUGCCGUGCGCCUCGCCUGGACCGUGAGCGUGGGGACACGGCGGGUGGGAGGGGACACAGUGCUGCACCUCUGUCACCCCCCUCAUCUCCCGUGUCCUCAGGUGGAGCCCCCAUCGCCCUCUGUGCAGGGAUACCAGGUGCUGUACCGGCGGCGCGGUGGGCGCUGGGAGGCGUGGGAUGUGCGGGCACCGGGCGAACGGGGGGCUCUGCUCACGGGGCUGCGCCAUGGCCAGGACUACGAGGUGAAGGUGCGGCCCUUCUACCUGCACCUCCAUGGCCCCGACAGUGCCGUGCGCGCCCUGCGUAUGCCUGAGGCAGCCCCCAGUGCUCCACCACGGGCUGUCAGCGUGGCUGGAAAUGGCACCAGCGUCCGCAUCUCCUGGCAGCCUCCACCGCCAGCUGAGCAGAAUGGAGUCAUCCUUGAUUACCGAAUCUGGUGCUUGGGCAACGAGAGCCGCUUCCACAUCAAUCAGAGCGUGGAGGGGACGGUGCUGGCCACAGUGCUGCAGGGGCUGGUGCCCGGUGUCCCCUAUCGUGCUGAGGUGGCUGCGGCCACGGGGGCAGGUGUGGGUGCUCGCAGUGCACCCAUCUCCAUCCGCAUCGCACCCCCAGUGGAGCAGGACGUGGGGCCGGUGGGAUGGGGCAGCAUGGCGGAGCGCAUGGCCGCGGUGGCGAGGCGGCCAGCCUUCAUCGCUGGCGUCAGCGGUGCCCUCUGGCUCAUCCUCGCUGGGUUUGCAGCAUGGCUCUACAGCCGCCGCCGCCGCAGGAAAGAGCUGAGCCACUUCACAGCCUCCUUUGCCUUUGCGCCCACGGGUGCAUCCAUGGGUGCUGUAGGGCCGCGUCACGGCCCCACCGCAUCCUCACUGCCACCCCCAGCUCUGUCCACACUCACCUUCCCACACACCCCGGUACCAGCACACAGCAGCCCCAGGAAUGCUCACCCGUGGCUGGCGGACGCGUGGCGUGGUGGUGGCCUGGAUGCCACCGAGAGAUACUACAAUGAGGCCGGCAUCUCCCGCUACAUCGCCCAGACGGAGCCCUUUGGGCCCGGGAAUGCCGAGGGGCCCAUCUACAGCAGCAUCGAGGCAGGGGGCGAUGAGCUGCGCACCUUCCACCGGCCCUGCUCACAGCAUGGCCCCGAGACCCUGUAUGGCCACUCAGCUCCCGGGCAGCACGGGAAAAACUUGGGGAAAGCGGUGCAGACACCGGUGCUGAGCUGGACCGAGCUACUGCCCCCACCACCCUCGGCCAGUGAGCUCAGCCAGUACACUGAGGAGGAGGGGGAGAAGGAGGAGGAAGAGGAGAUGGAUGAAGAGGAUGGCAUCUUGGGGCUGGAGGAGCACUGUCCUUCCACUGAGGAUGCCCCCCAGCACACUGCCUCCUCACCUGCCACCCCCACGGGCUGCUGGACCCCGGCUGCAACAGCCCCUGUGCCCCACGAGGACACCCGCAGCCUGCAGCGUUUCAGCAGCCCCCGUUCACCCCGGAGACCCCCACGCGGCACUGCACCCUCACCGAGCCCCCCGCUGAGCCCCCGCAGCCCAGACACAUGCAAAGGUCCCGUGCCCCGAGCCCACCGCCCCUACGGCGCAGGGAAAACACGCUCGGAGACCCCGAAGAGCCACCCGAAGCCCAAAGGCGGCCGCUACCCUCGGGAGCAGUGGACGGGAGGUGGGUGUGCACAGAGCCGGAGGGAGGGGGUUGAGGAUGCGCUGGGUGGGGACAAGGAUGGGAUAGAUGAGGGGUGA
Meleagris gallopavo (turkey) is the source of this 3904-nucleotide messenger RNA. The record is from RefSeq and is a predicted model, not a curated record. Lineage: Eukaryota; Metazoa; Chordata; Aves; Galliformes; Phasianidae.